This is a messenger RNA of Bicyclus anynana (squinting bush brown), 2866 nucleotides long. RefSeq lists its product as uncharacterized. The coding region runs from base 1 to 2478 and encodes 825 amino acids. The record is from RefSeq and is a predicted model, not a curated record. Gene Ontology annotation, molecular function: acyltransferase activity, transferring groups other than amino-acyl groups. Lineage: Eukaryota; Metazoa; Arthropoda; Insecta; Lepidoptera; Nymphalidae. The transcript has 13 exons.
AUGGUGUUAAAUAUUUCAAUUUUAGUUUUGCUUAGUGUUUUAGUUUUAUCAAAUUGUCAUCUAGUUAUUGAUUUAGAAAAUAGUCGUACUUUUGAUAAAGAUCUAUAUGAAAGAGUAUUAGAUUCUGAAGAAUGUACGAGGCAGAUAAACUUUCUAAAGGAAAAUGACACAAUGUUGUUUGCAAGAUUCCUGGAUUCAGGAAUGAGAGUACCAAGAGGACUGAAUUUGUUAAGUGCCACAGAUCUCGGGGAUUAUCACCAAUGUCUGCGAAUAAUAGAGACUAGGGAGGAUGAAGGAGGAAAAGAAAUGAACAUAGAAGGAAAAUAUUCUUUUCUCCAAAUACCCCUGAAUCAAACAUUCCAGGCAGUUUUUGACGACGAAGAAGAAGAAAUUCUUUUAAAAAAGUAUGAUUUCAGUAACAUGAAAAUAGUAAAAUUUGAUAACACAAUCAUAUCAGAAGUGCAAAGCUUUGCAGUUGCAAGGACAAAUAAUGGAAGUUUAGAUUCUAAAGAUGUGUAUCAGAGAGCUUCUAUUAACGUGGCGUUGUGUAUACCCAAAGUUUGCACCUCAUUAGAAUAUAGCCAUCAAAUCUUAUUCAAUUUGAGUCAAAUUGGAUUUCGGUUUGAUGAAGAAUUUGUUCGGCUGCCCAACGACAAACCAUGGGUCGCUGUUGAUUAUGUAGCUAUUGUGAUCUUUUCUGUCAUUGCUUUCUUAACGUUAGUGGGUACUGCGUAUGACGUCACUCACAUAGUUAUCCUUAAGAAAGAUCCAAAACGUGCCAUCGUCUACCUCCGAAUGUUCUCCAUAUACACAAAUACAAAACGCCUCAUGACUUUUAAUCCAAACCCGAACGCUAUCGAAUGUAUGGACGGAAUCAGAACCAUCUCUAUGAUGUGGGUUCUUGUGGGGCACGCCUUUUCGAUGCACAACUUCAAUAUUAAUCUUUUGGAUGGUAUUAAUUGGGUAACUUCUGCGGACGGAGUAUGGGUGUCAACGGGUCUCUUCUCAGUGGAUUCAUUCUUUCUCAUGGCAGGAAUUCUACUCGUCUACACUUCUGUUGGAAAAAUGUCUGGAACAACAUUCUUGAAACGAGUGCAUGUUUUCUACUUAAAUCGGCUUUUGCGGAUGUUCCCACUAUUGGCUGCGCUAGUUCUUCUAGAAGCUUCUGUGUUCCAUCGCAUAGCAGAUGGCCCGUACUGGGUCAACGUCGCGCGUAACGCAGAAAGAUGUCGGUCAUUUUGGUGGACUACGUUGUUACAUGUUCAGAAUUAUGUGAAUCCUGAAGCUAUUUGUGUAGCACAUUCAUGGUAUAUCGCCAUUGAUAUACAGCUGCAUAUUGUAUCACCACUGAUCCUAUUUUGGGUCCUCGGUAAAAAUAGAACAGCUUCGUGGUCUGCUCUUAUUUCUGGGUUGGUAGCUGUUCAAGUUGGAGCAACUAUAUGGAACUUUAUGAAGGACAUGCCGCCUACUAAUAUGACAAUUCCGCGAUUAGACGAACAGGAUUAUUACAUGACCAAUUUCUACGUAAAUACUUUGACUCGAGCCUCACCAUUUUUCGUGGGCAUGAUUUAUGGUUACAUCCUUAGCAUCUAUAAAGGAAAACAAAUUCGACUGAAUAUGAUUUUUGUUUUAAUUGCCUGGAUGAUUGGCCUAGCGAUGAUUGCUUUCUGCUUUUACGCCUCCUAUGAGGUCAUGAAACUUGAUUGGGACAAUCAAGUUCUUGACAAUCUCUUCAAUUCCUUUAUGCGAACGUUGUGGGCUAUCGGACUGGGUUGGGUUAUAUUUGCUUGUGGUAAAGGAUAUGGAGGUCCUAUAGAUUGGUUUCUUUCAUUAUCAAUCUGGAAGCUUCCAGCUCGUCUUUCCUAUGCAAUGUAUCUGUACCAUUACCCUAUUAUGUUCUUGGGGGCGGGCAUGGAAGUGAUGCCUAAGUACUUCAGCCAAGGCGGUAGGAUAUUCGACUUUAAGGCUUAUUUUGUAAUCUCGUUGUGGGUUUCAUAUUUAGUUACAGUAAUUAUCGAUGCCCCAUGCUCUACGGUCAUUAAAAUGCUUAUUGAAGGAGGUCAAAAGAAACGUAGACCACCACCGGAAAAAGGUGCUGAUCUUUCAAAAUCACACAAAGUAUACUUGCCUAAUUGCCUUGAGAAAGAUGGAUCACUUCUAGAAAAUAAUGUUAUAUUAACAACUCUUAAAAAAGAUGACAAUAUUUUGGACAACAAAAAUAACUUCUCAUUGCAAAGAAAUGGACCGAUUCCAGAACAUGAACAUAUACAAAAAAAUGGAAUUUUAGAAAACAAUGACUUAGCUAUGGGAAGAAAUGGACUUGUUAAAGAUGAUUUAGGUUUAGGUCAAAAUAACCUUGAUGUGGAAAGAAAUUUACCAUUACAGAAGGAAAGUGAUGAACUUUUCGUUAAAAGUGAAGAUUUAGACGGGGUAGAAGUUGACGGAGAAUUUGAUAAAAAGGAAGUUUCCAAGUUUUGAAAUCUAAUCAUAUAUUUCAAAAUUUGAAUACUUACUUGAUCUGUUAGUGUAAGAAAAGCCAAUAAUUAAAGUUACACUAAAUAUUAGGAGCACUAUAAGUUCUUAUAAUAUUCUUUUAGAAUUAAGUUAAUCACAAGCUAGUUUCAUUUAAAGUAUUUCACAAUUUUUAAUUGUAAUAAUAAUAAUAAAAUGUGUUAAAAAUUCUAUUAAAUUACAAAAAUAAAUAUGUAUAGUUUAAAUUUUUGUAAUAAAAUAGUAGAAUUCUUUAUGUAAAUCUAUAAUUAUUAGGUAGUAUUCUACUAACUAUCGUUCUUCGAAAGUUAUAAGAGUGUUAAUAAUUAUAAUAAACCUGAAUAAACUAAACACGUAACUCAGAGAUACGUAUAUC